AUGAAUUCCUCCGACAAAGUUACAGAGAUUAUUAAUCCAAUAUUAGAGAAAGAAUUAAAGACAGAUGCUGAGAUUCGUAAGCUUUGGUCAGAGAGCAUUCAUUGCUACAAUCAACGUCAAACGUUCAACAAGGCCAAUGAAGUUUAUGAUUUUAUAAUCGUUGGAGCUGGAACCGCCGGAUGUGUAUUAGCAAGAGAACUCAUUUACAACGUUCCCAAUGUUAAUAUUUUGCUAUUGGAAGCUGGUCCACCAAAUGUUCAAGUUAAUGAUAUAAUGCGUUUACCUUGUACUUUUGCUUCGGUUUAUCGAUCAAGUGAAGUAGAUUGGGGAUAUCAUACAGAAGAUCAAAAAAUGCCGAGCUCGAUCGAUCCUACCAAAGAAGUAUUAAAUAAAGGAUCCUCCUAUCCGCGUGGUAAGGUCAUUGGAGGUUGUAGUACUGUGAAUGCAAUGAUUUAUAUGCGAGGCCAAAAGGCCGAUUACGAUAGUUGGGCGGCCCAAGGUCCUGAGUAUUCAAUUUGGGAUUAUGAUCAUUGUCUUGAAG
Messenger RNA from Funneliformis mosseae, 541 nucleotides. The record is from the annotation of a GenBank genome assembly. NCBI's taxonomy places the organism in Eukaryota, Fungi, Glomeromycota, Glomeromycetes, Glomerales, Glomeraceae.